Molecule: messenger RNA, 1635 nt
Organism: Hydatigera taeniaeformis
Lineage: Eukaryota; Metazoa; Platyhelminthes; Cestoda; Cyclophyllidea; Taeniidae
Source: the annotation of a GenBank genome assembly
AUGUCUGGCUUUAAUUCGGGACCAGCAGGCACUUCGGUUCUGCCUGGAGAGCUUAGUAGUGCAAAAAUUCGUGAGCUCAUGGAGAACGCUCAGCGAACAAUUGCAGAAAGAAAACAAUCCUUGGGCUUGGAAGGGAUUCCGGCCAAACCUCAACUGAUACCACAAGGCCUUAUUGCAGAUCCGGAAACCGCAGAGCGGGCUCGAAGAGCUGCUGAACUUCAGGCUCGGAUCGCUUCAAGGUUUGAUUCCAUUGUGAAAAGGACUGAACCAUCCCCAACGCAACCGGAAGAUCCGGUCAGAAAAGAACGUGAACAGAUGAGGAACCUUAUAUUCGAUGAACAUGGUAAAACGAUAGAUGCUGUAACCGGUGAAGAAAUACGAAUACCUCAGCGGACGCCGACUCUUCGGGCAAACGUGAGGGCUCAGAAAUCUCAAACCAUCAAAGAGGCUUCCGAGGGGGCGAGUACUAAAAACUCAUUGAGAGCGUUGGCCGCUAGUCGUUACUUUGACCCUCGACUUAGUCUAAAGGGUACUGCAAGGCCGAAGAGGGCUCUCUCUUUCUAUGAGCCUGGGAAGUUUAUUAAAAUUGGUCAACGCCUGCGAACAAAAGCCCAGCUGGAAAAGUUGCAGGAGUCUGUUGCUCAAGCGGCUAAGCGUACCGGCAUCGCGAGUGCUGCUAAGCUAGCCACCAUCCAGCCCAAGCGACAUGUUGAUGAAACUUCUGUUCCUGAUUUGGAAUGGUGGGACGCAUAUAUCCUGAAAGAUGGUAUAACGGACUAUGGGGAUCCGGGCGACAGUGAUGUUGGGAGGCUCAUUAAUGAAUCUUGGAUCACCGAUUUGAUCGAGCACCCAAUCAAAAUUAGGGCUCCAACAGACCUGAAUAAGCCUCCUGAAAUCCCGCUUUUGUUGACUAAGAAGGAGCGCAAAAAACUGCGUCGGCAGAAUCGACAAGAAGCACAAAAGGAGCGCCAGGAGCGAGUCCGUCUGGGUCUUGAAAAGCCACCGGAGCCUAAGGUUAAAUUGGCCAACUUAAUGCGAGUAUUGGGCACAGAGGCUGUACAGGAUCCUAGCAAAGUAGAGGCCUACGUUCGUAAGCAAAUGGAGUCUCGGAAGAAGGCUCACGAAGCUGCAAAUGCCUCUAGGAAGUUGACAAAAGAGCAGGCUAGGUUCAAACGCAUUCGAAAGAUUCGCGAGGAUACCUCUGUUCGGACAUAUGUCGCUGUUUACAGAGUUCGGGACCUUACGAAUCCCGCCCACCGCUUCAAAGUGGAGACGAAUGCCAAUCAGCUUUUCAUGACUGGUCUUGUGGCGAUGCACAGCGACUGUAAUGUGAUUAUAGUUGAGGGCGGUCCGAAACAGCAGCGUCGAUUCAAGCGUCUCAUGUUGCAUCGAAUAAAGUGGCUGGAAAACAAACGCGGUGUUGUCGACUCAGAAGUUUCCAAUUCUGUUGGCGUUCCAUGUACGCUUGUGUGGGAGGGUACUGUCAAGCAACGCGCCUUCGAGAAUAUGCAGGUAAAGGUCUGUCCUACGGAACUUUUUGCACGUGAGCUUUUCCGAAAGCGCGAUGUGGAACACUACUGGGACAUGGCUUACAGCGGUGCCGUAAUGGAAUCUGUUGGGGAUACUGGGGAUUAG